UUGUGAAUUUUCAUAAGAGACAAUUACUUUGUGGACAUUUUUGUUUGUUUAUUGCCUUUAUCAUGAAAAGGAAUGUCGAGGGUAACCCGACAAAGUGUUCGGGUUAUAUUCAAUGCGUGAGUCCUCUGAAGAGGUCAGAGGGAAAGGGUGUUUCCUACUUCGAUGGGGAGAUACAGACCGGUAAGGAUGAAAUUCGUAGAUUUGUUAGUUUCAGUCCCGAGAAACUUGACACUUUUGAAUCAGCUGUGGCACUUAAAGAGGUCGUAACUUUAAUAAACCCUAGAUUCACAGUAAACAGAGGGAAGACAGAAAUCACAAUUGCUAAGAAUACACAACUUGAGAUUGCAACAAAACGCCUUGAAUUUCCUCGUCAGGAGGUGAAAUCAAAGAGUGAGGAGAAGUCUAUUAAUGACAUAGCAGCAGCUGGUAUUACAUGCACACUAUCAGCCAAAGUCAUUUCCUUCAGUGAUGAAGAGCACUUCGUGCAGACUAGAUAUGGAGAGAGAAAAUUACACACUGCUGUAAUAGCAGAUAGUACAGGAAGUGUAUUACUACCACUUUGGGGAACCUUUGCAACCACAGUAAAACUCGAUACCUGUUACAAAAUUCAUAAUCUAUACACUAAAAUGUUUAAUGGACAGUUGCAGGUUACAACAACGAAAGAAACGAGAUUUGAGGUAAUUGAACCAAUUGAAGAUGUCGUUUCAAAAGCUCCAACAGAAAAUGCAACACAAUACUUUGGUUCAAUCUCAAUGAUUCAAAUGGUUAAUGUAAAGAAAUGUUUAUAUUGUUUCAAAGUUAUCGACAUGGACGACACAAGUGUUAGUAUAGUCAAGUGCUAGCACUGUAACACAAAGCAAAAAGUGGCUUCUUUGAAAAUUAAGAGAUACGGCAAAAUACAAGUGGACGAUGAGGAAAAGGGACCAAACAAAUUUAUUAUUCCAUCAGAUCUCAUAGACUUGUUUUGUGUUGUAAACCGAAUUGUCAGUUCAAACGAUGAUCUCUUUGAAGAUUUCAUUCUUCAAUAUGACAAAUACAUUAUUGAGUGUCAGGGCACAUCAGAUGUUGUUUCAAAAAUUGAACUU
Molecule: messenger RNA, 1085 nt
Organism: Ruditapes philippinarum (Manila clam)
Lineage: Eukaryota; Metazoa; Mollusca; Bivalvia; Venerida; Veneridae
Exons: 2
Coding region: 63-842 (259 amino acids)
Biological process (GO): double-strand break repair via homologous recombination; mitotic cell cycle checkpoint signaling; response to ionizing radiation
Cellular component (GO): SOSS complex
Molecular function (GO): DNA binding
Source: RefSeq, a predicted model, not a curated record